AUGCCUCAAAUGACUACUUGGACAUUUGGGGUUGAGAUCGAAGCUGUGGUCAGGCCACACACACCACGACCGCCUCUGGAUGCUGCUUUAUACUAUAAAAAACUCGCAGCAGCCCUAGUCAAACGAGGCCUUAAAGCCGAGGCCGACGAUUUACUAAGCGGCGAUAGAAGACGACCAGCGAGCUAUGAGAAGUGGUGGAUCACACGCGAUGGCUCUCUUGGAACCUACAGUGAUGCUAUUGCCUUGGAAGCUGUUUCCCCAAUUUUCGAAGUUCGUCGCAAUUGGGACGCAGAUAUCGAUACAUUCUGGGCGGCCAUGAGGGCCGUUUUUCACAUGCCAGACAGAAACACGAGAUGUGGCAGCCACGUCCAUAUCGCGCCAGGGCGCGGUAAACACUUCCGUCUGGAUACAUUGAAGAAGAUGGCAUUCGGAAUUGUCGUCUUUGAGCCUCUCGUCCUUCAAAUGCUCCCUGAAUACAGAGCUGAUAACCCAUACUGCCAGCCCAACACCAGAAACUCGGAACGACUGAGUGCGUGUCGGGGGAACAAGGCGCAGAUUGCGGAGCUCAUCAGCACAGCUUCUACAUGUAUUGCCCUUAGAGGCAUUAUGCAGAAGAAUAGGUAUGUCAUUUGGAACUUUGACAAUACUCUUCCCAACAAGUCGGGCACUAUCGAAUUUCGAGGAGGGCGGAUGCUGAGAGGAGAGAUCCGCACUAAGCGGUGGAUUACCUUUGCCAUUUGCUUCUUGCGCGCUGUUGUGGAGAUCAAUGAUAUCCUUCGAUCAGGCCAUGGAUUGCCGAGCUGGACACCUCAAGCGUUGUAUGACAAGGUGAAAGAGGAAGCAAGGAAGUUGUCACUUGACAGGCAUCUUCCCGCCAGUUACUUGGUCCUGAACGAGAGUUCUAGCCCCCGUCCCCCGUGA
Beauveria bassiana ARSEF 2860 is the source of this 921-nucleotide messenger RNA. RefSeq lists its product as uncharacterized. Bases 1 to 921 code for a protein of 306 amino acids. The transcript is spliced from 2 exons. Lineage: Eukaryota; Fungi; Ascomycota; Sordariomycetes; Hypocreales; Cordycipitaceae. The record is from RefSeq and is a predicted model, not a curated record.